AUUAUCUGUACCAUGAAAUGUGGUCAUUGACAAGAAGGACGCGUCAGAACGACACAUGCAUGAUCAUCUGAGCUGCUGCGAUUCAAGUCAGGUAUUUCGGUUCCCGAGCCGCUUCAAGGUGGACGCUCGAAGGUUAUCUCUGUUGGUGAUAACCUUCUGUUAAUCUCAAUUCAAGUUGACACGCCACAACUCUCGUCUCUGUUCAAGAUGGUAGACAUUGUUGAGAAAAAGCGAGGUCCCUCACCUCCGAAAGGUCCAGCAAUUGGUAGAGGAUCGCCAGGGAGCGGUAUCGGAAUUGAUGAAGUGUCUGCGAAUCGUAUAUGGAAAGAACAUUGUUCCAAGGUGGAGGCUAUGAUAUCUAUGCCUGGCGACUUCCAGUUUAACCCACUCACAAUGUAUGCAAUCACGGAGAAGCCGACAAAUUUCAUACCCUCUACCUUAGUGUCCAAAAGCGAAUACGAUAAUGCUCAAGAGUACGUUGAGCGCUACUCGAUGAUAAAGACAAUGGAAAAAACACCACCCGAGAAGUUUGACCUACCGCAAACAACGUCCCAGGAUUAUGGCUGGGAGAGCCAUCCUCUGGUGGAGCGCAAUCCAUUGUUCAACUACGACAACAACUCCUGUGAAAUAACCCAGUUUGCUGCCAACUACUUCGCUCUAAUGCACACGACACCCUUCAGCAAGAAAAAACCUAUCGUUGAUCUUCUUAAAAGCUUAAAGAUGCCACCUAAAAAACCUGGUGCGGUUGUUGCCAAGGAACCGCCUGCAAAGUCAUAGCCUGCUCUCCCAAAGACUCUGCCCCCAUAAAACCACCAUAUCACUUACUUGAUAUUACUUCACAUUCACCAGUACAGUUGAUAAACGUAUAGCUGCUCAUCACAAGAUUUGAAGUCAUGUAGACUGCACACAGGACAUGAAUCAAUUCUAGUUAUAUAAUGUUGUUGAGGAGCAUUAUCUUCCCUGACUUUUUCUGAAGUUAAUUUCACUAAAGAAUAACGAAUCAAAUGAGACAUUUUCUAGAAAAUUUUCUUCCAUUAGAUGUAAUUCGAUAUAUAUUACAUCUUAUAGCAGUUAUUUCAGCUUUUAGAGAUCAUUAUGUAUACAUGCCAAACUGUCACUAGAAAAUGUAAAAGUUUUCGAAAUAUAAUUUUUUAAGG
Molecule: messenger RNA, 1157 nt
Organism: Marchantia polymorpha subsp. ruderalis
Lineage: Eukaryota; Viridiplantae; Streptophyta; Marchantiopsida; Marchantiales; Marchantiaceae
Source: the annotation of a GenBank genome assembly